Aspergillus versicolor CBS 583.65 is the source of this 522-nucleotide messenger RNA. Its product is annotated as DUF4149 domain-containing protein. Bases 1 to 522 code for a protein of 173 amino acids. Lineage: Eukaryota; Fungi; Ascomycota; Eurotiomycetes; Eurotiales; Aspergillaceae. The transcript is spliced from 4 exons. The record is from RefSeq and is a predicted model, not a curated record.
AUGCUUGACCCUCGCCCAUUUCAUAUCCUAAGCUAUGGCACACUCCUUGGUGUCCAGCUUUAUCAGAGCUUUGUAUCUGGAAUCAUCGCCUUCCGCGCCCUCCCACGCCCUCAGUUUUCGGCUCUUCAAGCCAAGGUCUUCCCUACCUACUUCGCUCUUCAGACCGCUCUUCCGGUCGUAGUCGGGUUGACUGCCUCUCGUGGCGGCCAGACCCUUGGUGUCUCCGGGCUGCUAGAGCCAGAAAACCAAUACAAAGUCCUUCUCCCACUCGCGACGGCCUUUGUAACUGGCUUAGUAAACUUUGCCGUCCUGCGCAAGCUUACCGUUGAUACUAUGCGGGAGAGGAAGCAUCAGGAAACCCACGACGGUAAGAAGAGCUACGACCCCCCUCCUCACUCUAAGGAGAUGAUGGCUCUGAACAAGAAGUUUGGCCGCCUUCAUGGAUUGUCCAGCUUGAUUAACCUGGUCACCAUUGGCGCUACUAUCUUCUAUGGUGUCGUUCUUAGCAAGCAGCUUGAGUAG